AUGGAUUUGAUGAACUGCUCCAAUGAGAAUGCAAGCGAUUCAAACUCCAAAUUACCUUCUUCACGGUACAAAGGAGUAGUCCCGCAGCCUAAUGGCCGUUGGGGAGCGCAGAUAUACGAGAAGCACCAGAGAGUAUGGUUGGGAACGUUCAACGGACAAGAAGAAGCUGCCAAGGCCUACGACAUUGCUUCACUAAGGUUCCGAGGUGUCGACGCCAUAACGAACUUCAAGCAAUCCUCACUGAGUAUCACCGCAGAUGAUCACGAAGAUGAGGCCUUCUUCUUGCAGUCACAUUCCAAGGCUGAGAUCGUCGACAUGCUUCGGAAACACUCCUACACCAAGGAGCUACAGCUGUUCAAGCACACCAAUGGUGGCAAGAGAAUAAAAUACAAUGACAUUGACUUGAUGAACAUUCAUAUCCAGAAGGAAUGGCUGUUCGAGAAGGUGCUAACACCAAGCGACGUGGGGAGGUUGAACAGGUUUGUUAUACCAAAACAACAAGCCGAGAAGCAUUUUCCGUUGAUGGAUUCUGAAGCUAAGGGAGUGUUGCUAAAUUUUGAGGAUGUUUUGGGGAAUGUCUGGAGGUUUAGGUACUGUUUUUGGAGUAGUAGUCAAAGUUAUGUGUUGACAAAAGGCUGGACUAGGUUUGUGAAGGAGAAGAAGGUGAAAGCAGGUGAUGUUGUUAGGUUUCAUAGAUCAAGUAGCAUGGGAGAUGAUAAGAAUCUGUUCAUAGAUUGUACGCCAAGAAACACCGACGACGAGGUUUCACGUUUUCCGGAGACGACUAGUUCGGUCGAUGAGCCGUUAAUGGAGCCGGUUCAAGAUCAGGAUGGAGUGAUAAGAUUGUUUGGAGUCAACAUUGUCGAAAGCAACAUCGCAGACAGUAGGACGUAUACUUGCUUUCAAUAUAUGUAA
Messenger RNA from Argentina anserina (silverweed cinquefoil), 915 nucleotides. RefSeq names its product AP2/ERF and B3 domain-containing transcription factor RAV1-like. Gene Ontology annotation, molecular function: DNA-binding transcription factor activity; DNA binding. The transcript has a single exon. Gene Ontology annotation, biological process: regulation of DNA-templated transcription. Lineage: Eukaryota; Viridiplantae; Streptophyta; Magnoliopsida; Rosales; Rosaceae. The coding region runs from base 1 to 915 and encodes 304 amino acids. The record is from RefSeq and is a predicted model, not a curated record.